This is a messenger RNA of Rhizophagus irregularis DAOM 181602=DAOM 197198, 327 nucleotides long. RefSeq lists its product as uncharacterized. The record is from RefSeq and is a predicted model, not a curated record. NCBI's taxonomy places the organism in Eukaryota, Fungi, Glomeromycota, Glomeromycetes, Glomerales, Glomeraceae.
AUGACAUCAAGGACACUUUCAACUGCCACUUACGUCGCUCCAUUCGUUCAAACUUCAAAGGUUCUAAUUUCGAAGUCUCCUAGUGAAUUAAGAAAUACUUCUUUUGGUGCUGCUCUUCCUUCAACACUGGUUCUGGCAAUAAAUCACCAUUUGGUGUUGGUUUUGUAUGACAUUGAUAAACGUCGAAAUGAGUUUAUCGAACGUAGGAUUACCAAGGCCGAGAACAAGUUUCUUUUCCUUAUCGUUGGUGCCACUUUUUCAACCAUUGGUGCUACCAAAAUGUUCUUGGAAAAAAAAGAGACUGGUAAAAAGAUUGCUGGUGUCUAG